Rhagoletis pomonella (apple maggot) is the source of this 1271-nucleotide messenger RNA. Its product is annotated as coiled-coil domain-containing protein 28B. Bases 189 to 1121 code for a protein of 310 amino acids. The transcript is spliced from 4 exons. The record is from RefSeq and is a predicted model, not a curated record. Lineage: Eukaryota; Metazoa; Arthropoda; Insecta; Diptera; Tephritidae.
UUUUGCAGCCACUGUAUGAAUAUUGCCAAAUUAGUUUAUUGAUACGGAUUCUCAUUUGUUUUGGAAUUUGGCAUGAUUGUGAAAAAAGUGUGAAAAAUACUUGCUUAAUUUUAAUCUGUUAAUAAAUUAGCUGAAAAUGCCGUGGGCUAAAAACUAAAGUAUUGAUUGCGUGCGGAAAUCAGGAGAAUAUGGAGACCAAUGAUGAGGUUGUGGAAAGACAAAAGCUAGUUUCUAACGACAUCGAUGGCGAGGAGGACCAUAACAACCUGUCGACCAUACCACAAUCAGAUCCAAUAUCCGUAGCUUCUCCACCUUCCCCGACAGUGCCAAAAAUUAAUAUAAAAACCAUGUCCAGUGGUGACACAACUCGUAGUAGAAAUUCCGCUAGUUGUUCCAUAGAGCGCACAUCAGAAAAAGGACAACUAACGUCGGCUAAAGUUACAUACGUAAAUGAGCGUCGUCCACGACCGCAUUUGCAUGGAAGUGCAAGCGUAGGAUGUUGUAGCAAUGAUGAGCGGCUCGACUUUAAAUCACGACCACGAAAGCUACUGAAAGAGGCCGAUGAAACAUGCAGUAGCGAUCAUAGCAUCAACAGCAUCACAGUAGUAAGCAGCGAAAUAUUCCAUAAUAACAGCGAUGGUAUUACUGACAGCCAACAAAUUUAUAGCUCCGAUGAUAAAGGGGACCUGCGCAUGCUACAUGAGAAAACAAUUGCCGACGAUCCUUCUCCUUCUAAUCUUAACACCAGCAAUGGCGACAGUGGCUCUAGACUUGAUAAAUUUGAUGAGCGUCCUAUUAAGCAUCACUCAUUUGUCUCAGAAGUACCGGACGUGAAACACAUGGAGCGAGCGCUUUUAGGCCUUCUGGACGAUUUUCAUUCCGGUAAACUAAAGGCUUUUGGCUCCGGCUGCACGAUGGAACAAAUGACAAAAAUACGUGAGCAACAGGAGAGCUUAGCUAAAUUACACUUCGAAUUGGCCGCUGCCGAGGAAGACUCCUUAGAAAAUGUUAACGACUUGAAUUCAGCUAAGGCACAGGAAAAUAUGUUACAACUAGUCCAACGACUGGAACAGUUAUCAGUUUCAAUUGAGCAGUUGCAAACAAGUCACACAGGACUCUGAAAUAUGUUUGAGCCCACAGCUAUAAUUAUAAGCGGAUCAGCACAAUUUGUCCCUAUGUUAUGAUGGAAGGUUUUCUAAAAAUGUAGUCUGCUAUAAUUUUUAUAAAAGAAUAUACCAGUCGUAAUAAAUUUUCAUAAAGCUGGCAUAUAA